Messenger RNA from Sphenostylis stenocarpa, 453 nucleotides. The record is from the annotation of a GenBank genome assembly. Lineage: Eukaryota; Viridiplantae; Streptophyta; Magnoliopsida; Fabales; Fabaceae.
AUGCCUGGAAUUGAUAUAAUAAUUUGUGGAAGACUACAUGAGCGUCUGCGAUCACAGACUAUAUAUGAAAUUGAACCAAGAACAGACAUAGAACGGCCAGAAUUUCAUGGUAAUGAACCUGAACCUGCUUUCGUUAGUGCGAUCCCCACUUUGAGAUUCAACCAUGAAGCCUUUGUUUCAACUGGAAGCACACAGUGUGUGAUAUGUUUGGCAGACUACAAAGAAAAAGAAUUAUUGCGCAUCAUACCAAAAUGUGGCCACACUUUUCACCUUUCUUGCAUUGAUAUGUGGCUGAAAAAACAAUCUACUUGUCCAGUGUGUCGUUUGUCACUGAGGCAUGUAACAUUUACAGUCAGACAUUCUCUCGAUGUGUCCAAUUCUUCAGAGAGGAGCAUACACAAUGAGAGGCAAGUUGAACCUAGUUCUAGGAUCUCUCUACACUCCCAAAGAUAG